Molecule: messenger RNA, 1122 nt
Organism: Cyprinodon variegatus (sheepshead minnow)
Lineage: Eukaryota; Metazoa; Chordata; Actinopteri; Cyprinodontiformes; Cyprinodontidae
Gene: rbmx2
Product: RNA binding motif protein, X-linked 2
Exons: 6
Coding region: 69-1019 (316 amino acids)
Biological process (GO): mRNA splicing, via spliceosome
Cellular component (GO): U2 snRNP; catalytic step 2 spliceosome; precatalytic spliceosome
Molecular function (GO): RNA binding
Source: RefSeq, a predicted model, not a curated record
GAAGUCGUCUAUGUCAACACGGUGAACCGUUUCCUCCUCACGACGUUUCUCCUCCGAUGCUUUAAAUCAUGAAUCCUCUGACCAAGGUGAAGCUGAUCAACGAGCUGAACGAGCGGGAGGCCGACCUGGGCAUCAACGAGGCCGUUUCAUGGCACAGCGUGUACAAGGACAGCGCCUGGAUCUUUGUUGGAGGCUUCCCCUACGAGCUGACCGAGGGAGACCUGAUCUGCGUCUUCUCUCAGUAUGGCGAGGUCGUCAACAUCAACCUGGUGAGAGACAAGAAGACGGGCAAGUCCAAAGGCUUCUGCUUCAUCUGCUACGAGGACCAGAGGAGCACCAUCCUGGCUGUGGACAACUUCAACGGCAUCAAGAUCAAAGGUCGGACCAUCCGCGUGGAUCACGUCAAGGACUACCGUCCCCCCAAAGACCACGAGGACAUCGACGAUGUCACCAAACGCCUCAGAGAGGACGGCUGUGCCCCCAGAGAUCCUCCCGCCGCCUCAGAGGAAGAGGAGCAGGACGCCAUACCUGUGAAGAAGGCCAAGAAAGAUAAGAAGGAGAAGAAGAAGAAAAAGAAAGAGAAGAAGGAGAAGAAGAAAAAGCGGAGAGAGUCCUCUUCCUCGUCGGAUUCGUCUCCUCGUCAUCCGCCUGUCGCCGUCCAGGUCAAAGAGGAGAAGCAGGACUCCGCCUACGACAAGUACAACCAGCAGGGGGCGCAGAACGGACAGAGGACGGCGGAGAGAGGGAGAGGAAGGGACAGGGAGGAGGAGCAAGGCAGGAGGGACGGAAAGGACAGGGACAGAGAGACGGAGAGAGAGCACAGAGACAGAAGACAAGACGAUGACAGAGAGGACAGGAAGAAAGAGACGGACAGAAGGAGAGACGGCGAGAAGAGAAAAGAGGACAGAGACGACAGAUGGAGAGAGACAGAUCGAGAGGACAGACGGAGGGAGAGGGAGCGGGACGAUGGCAGAAGACGAGACAGAGACGACAGGAGACGAGACGCGGAGCGGCGAUGAAGGCUGGACUGUAGAUGUUUUCUGUGAUGUCACUUCCUCCACCGCCCGAGGGCUCAGCUGUCAUAACACGGCGGCGCCUCCAGAGGGCGGUGGUGAGGCGCUG